GGUGAUGGUACAGUGUUAUUUGUUAGUAAUUUAUUUCAAAGAAUCGUUCCACCAGUUAUUUCAUUUGCAUUAGGGCUGUUGGGAUUUUUAACCAAUUUUGAAUUUGAACAAUUUAGAAAAAGAAUGUCUAAUGUUUUAGAAUCAGGAGUUAGAGCGUAUUUAAGAAUGAGAUUUACUUGCAGAGUUCAUAAAGCAAAUGGGAAGUUAGUUUGUGAGCAACAAGUAUUAAACGAAUUAGUUAUUGAUCGUGGUCCUUCACCUUAUGUAACACAAUUGGAAUUAUAUGGAGAUGGAUCACUUUUGACGGUGGCUCAAGCCGACGGUUUAAUUAUAGCCACUCCAACAGGAUCAACUGCAUAUUCAUUAUCAGCAGGAGGCUCUUUGGUUCAUCCUGGGGUUAGUGCGAUCAGUGUUACUCCUAUUUGUCCUCAUACUUUAUCGUUCAGGCCAAUUUUAUUACCCGAUGGAAUGUUUUUAAAAGUUAAAGUCCCAGAGUUAAGUAGAUCAACCGCAUGGGCUUCAUUCGAUGGUAAAGUUCGUACAGAAUUGGAUAAAGGAGAUUAUGUUACUAUUCAAGCAUCACCAUUCCCAUUUCCUACCGUCAUAUCAUCGAAAACAGAAUACAUCGAUAGUGUUAGUCGAAAUCUAAACUGGAAUGCUAGAGAACAACAGAAACCUUUCACUCAUUUGUUAUCGGGUCCAAAUAAAGAUCGAAUCGGUAAUGACUCUACAUUAGAACAAUUGAAUCGUGGUGGUGGCCGCGGCCAACAAGAAGAAGAUUACGAUAUCAAUUAUGAUGACGAAGACGACGAUGAAGAAUUAGAAGAUGAACAAUACCGUCAUGAAAAUCAUCCUAGGAGAGAAAGUAAUUAUACCGAUUCAAGCGUUAGCACUCUACCAAAUCAUCCAUUCGAUGAUCACCGACAAGACGAUUACGAAGAAGACGACUACGAGGAAGAAGACUACGACCACUACAAAGAAUACGAGGACGACCCAUUCAUUCCCAGUCCCGGUGGUGGACUAAACACCCCUCCUCCCACCAACAACCUAACCUCCUUCGGGGCAUUUGAUGAUCGGGAAUACUACGCCCAUCCAAACGCAAGAUUGGCACUGUACGACACUGCUCCUUCUCGACACUCUUCUGCCACCUCCACCGAAACCGACGGCAUCACCAUCUCUCCAAAACCCAACUUUCAGCCUUAAUCUGUACAUACCUGCUAUCAAUACAUCUCACCCAUCACCCAUCACCCCGUACACCAAGAAGUAGUAGCCUUUGCCCAGUGCACGACCACCUCUGCGCCAAUUUUUGAUGAAAUUGUCGCUUUGAUGAGGUCGUGCGCGUUUGUAAGGCGUGAGACCAAUUUCUAACAAUUUUUUUCUUUUUUUGCCCUUUUGCCCUUUUCUUUUUGAGCG
Hyphopichia burtonii NRRL Y-1933 is the source of this 1413-nucleotide messenger RNA. RefSeq names its product NADH/NAD(+) kinase. Gene Ontology annotation, biological process: NADP+ biosynthetic process; NAD+ metabolic process. The transcript has a single exon. Gene Ontology annotation, molecular function: NAD+ kinase activity. The record is from RefSeq and is a predicted model, not a curated record. NCBI's taxonomy places the organism in Eukaryota, Fungi, Ascomycota, Pichiomycetes, Serinales, Debaryomycetaceae. The coding region runs from base 124 to 1203 and encodes 359 amino acids.